Messenger RNA from Rhizophagus irregularis DAOM 181602=DAOM 197198, 339 nucleotides. Lineage: Eukaryota; Fungi; Glomeromycota; Glomeromycetes; Glomerales; Glomeraceae. The record is from RefSeq and is a predicted model, not a curated record.
AUGUUAAGGACAAAUGAAAUCGGAUUAAUGUUGAGAUAUUAUAUUAGUAUAGAUAGUUCGGAUGAUGGUGUGGUUGAGAAUGCUGAGAUUAAGGCUGAAAAUGCCAAGGUUAAAGUUAAAAAUGCUAAACUAAAGCAGGCUAUAGAGGAGAAUGAGGCCAGACUUGCAAAAUUAGAGCAGAGUGAUAAAGAAAAAGCUAAACUCAUUGCAGAACUCAAUUGUAAUGUCAGAAAAAUCAAGCAGGAGCAAAUUAUUGUUGACGUUACAACACAGCCUAGUACAGGGUUGGGAAUUAAUCUUGAUAAAAAUUUAUACUACUCUAAUAUAAAAGAUACCUAG